Acromyrmex echinatior (Panamanian leafcutter ant) is the source of this 1750-nucleotide messenger RNA. Its product is annotated as Golgi to ER traffic protein 4 homolog. Lineage: Eukaryota; Metazoa; Arthropoda; Insecta; Hymenoptera; Formicidae. Gene Ontology annotation, biological process: protein insertion into ER membrane. The record is from RefSeq and is a predicted model, not a curated record. Gene Ontology annotation, cellular component: BAT3 complex; cytosol. Gene Ontology annotation, molecular function: protein binding.
ACGUAGUCAUAAACUACAUUUACACGACAUCUAACGUCAGUAGUUAAUAGUUAUAACAUGGAAUGCUACAACUUCGGAAUAAAUCAGAAUAAAUCGAACCGUGUAAACGUAUUAAACUUGUGCUCGGUGACAGCGUAGUAAACGCGUGGGUGUUUCGAAUUUGAAUCAGCACGUGGGAGAAACAGGAAAAAACGUGCACUGAUGCCAACGGCGCGCCUACGCGGCUGCGAACCGCGAAGUUCCCAAAUAGUAUAAACAUGGCCUCGCGGUAUAGUCACGGUGUUCAACGGGUUCUGGCAAAAUUGGAGGCCUCGAUAAACUCGGAGAACUAUUAUGAGGCCCAUCAGAUGUACCGAACUUUAUAUUUCAGAUACCUCGGUCAGAGAAAAUACUCGGAGCUCUUGGAAUUGCUCUACAGCGGAUCGAUGCUUCUAUUACAGCACGAACAGCAUGCAAGUGGAGCCGACUUAGGAAUUCUGUUUGUCAAUGUUUUAACACAAUCUGGAACGGUACCUGCUCAAGGCUUCUUCGAAAAGAUCAUGAGCCUGUUUAGUUUGAUGAGCCCUGCAUCUCCAGAAAGGGAGGUGUUUGUGCAGUCGGCACUCAAGUGGAGUAUAAAGGGUACCGAUUACAAAACUGGCCAUCCAGAUUUGCACCAAAAGAUAGCUCAGAUUUUUUGGAGAGAAAAAAAUUAUAUACUGGCAAGGCAGCAUUUUAUAUAUAGUAGAGAUGGUUCUGGAUGUGCUGCGAUGUUGGUCGAACUUCACGAACAACGUGGAUACAUGAAUGAAAUAGAUCUUUUCAUAGCUCAAGCAGUCUUACAGUAUCUUUGUUUACAAAACAAAGCAACGGCACAAGAGGCCUUCAAUUCUUAUACUUCGAGGCAUCCAAAAAUAAAUAGCGGUCCGCCAUACCUUCUUCCUUUAUUAAAUUUUUUGUUUUUCCUACUCAAAAUCAUCGAUAGUGGUAAACUGGCGUAUCCUGUGUUCGCGGUUCUCUGUGAACAGUACCAGAUAUCUUUAAACAGAGAUCCAUGUUAUCGACAGUACUUAGAUAAAAUAGGCCAACUUUUUUUCAAUAUCCCACCUCCGCGUCCACGUAAUCAAGGAUUAUUCGGUUCAUUAUUGCAAUCUUUCUUCAAUGGUCUGGAGGACGACGAUUCGGAUGACGAGCAACGAAAUACAGCUUCAACGUCGCACGCCGCGCAAGAACUUGAUUGAUUAAAGGUGAGGCAACACUGUGCAGUGUGAUGCUGAAUAUCGAACUUUUAUAUAUUAUUCUUCGACCCAAAUACUUUCACUAACUGCACCUGUGUUAACUGACAAUUUCAUAUUGUGGACAUUAUGUUUAUAAAACAAAAAAAAAGCUAAAGGAAUCACUGUCAUUUGAAAAAAUAGUAAUUCCAAACCAUGUAGAACUUUGAAAGUAUGUGGGACGACUUCUUACGGGAAUUUAUCAAAGUUGUAAGUUAUGUAUACUGAAUUCACAAUAGUAGAAUUCAGAUAGGCAUCUUGAUUAUUUUAUACAUAUCUAAUACUUUCUACAACUUUUUUUAGCCAUAUAGAUUUAUGUAUGUGCAAUAAUGAAGUGUAUGAUUUUGAAUAAAAAUCUACAAAUUGAGUAAUUCUUCAAACAUGUAAUUAUCUGUAUGUAAAAAUUUGAAAGAAUAUGAAUUUUCAUUCUAUGUACACUGUUAUGAAUUCAGCAAUUAUACUUAGACUUUGAAUAAAAUCCUUGCCAUUAGCUACGA